Molecule: messenger RNA, 2935 nt
Organism: Plutella xylostella (diamondback moth)
Lineage: Eukaryota; Metazoa; Arthropoda; Insecta; Lepidoptera; Plutellidae
Source: RefSeq, a predicted model, not a curated record
GUCAUUUUGUGGUUCUGUCAGUUCUGUCACCAAAUUAAAGAUUUAUUUGGUUGUUCAACAUAAAAUAUCUUUCUUACCAUGGCUCGCAAACAGGCAGUCACGAUACAAGACACGGUGGAGACGAAUGACGAAUUCGAGCGUUAUUUAUUGGACAAUAGAGACAAACUCAUUUGUAUGGAGGUGUACUCUGAGUUUUGUGGCUACUGCCUAGCCGCCGGGAACGCCGUCAAGAAGAUUAAACUGGAAAUUGGAGGAGACAGAGUAUCUAUGGUGAAGGCUGUUGCAGAUAACAUAACUUCCCUGGUGAGAUUCAAGGAUAAAAGUGAACCAGUAUUUUUAUUUAUUUCUGGCGGCAAACUGACGCGGGCAGUGUUCGGCGCGAACGCCAUAGAACUUUGCCAAGUGGCUGAAGAAGAGCUGGGGAUCCAAGCGAAGGAGCUCGAAACAGGGGUGCCGCGCGCGCAACCUAUCCGGGAAGUGCAUGAGAUGCUGCCUGAGGAGGCUGAGAAGAUGGAAGCAGAUCUUCAAGCAGAGAAGGAGUACCUAGAAGAGAUAGAGCGAGCCAGGCUCCAAACUUUGUACGAACGCAAGCGAAGAGUUAACGAGCGUCUCUCCAGCGCUGUGCUUACACUCAACUACAUUCUGUUCUGGCCGCAUUGCCACCAUGCCCACUACGAUCUGUAUGAGAAGUGGGAUACCAUUAACGUAUCAGUGGCUGGCAAGGAAACCCUCCAACUGACAAAAGACGAUCUGGACGAAGUGUUCUACCAAAGCGACAUCCUGCCCAACGAGGCGUGUAUCCAUGCCCUGUUGGACGGGGAGGCCAUGGUGGUGCUGUUCAAGAUGCCUGAUGGAGAUGACAGGGACUUUGUGCAGGUCAUGCGUAAGGCCCUGUACGAAGACACACCAGCCCGCAAAGACGACGUGUCAUUGGACAAGCAGCCGCCGCCCGUGCCGGCGUACGAGCGAUACGCCACCGUCAGCAAGAGCAAGCGAGAGGUCCGGCGAGACAGGUAUAAUGAGAAGAUGAGGAAGCUGCAAGAAGAGAAAGAGGAGCGCGAACGCCUGGCCGCGGAGCGCGCGCGCCUUGCCAAGCAAGCUGAGGAUGACCGUAUCGCCGAGGAGAAGAGGAGGAAGGAAGAGGAACGCUUCGCCAGGAUACAGGCUGGGCUACCGGCGGACCCGGAACCAGAAGAGCCGCCUCCUACAGAAGGUGCAGAUGCUGGGGAGGCAGAAAAGAAGGAAGGAGAAGAAGACAAGAAGGAAGGAGAAGGAGAAAAGAAAGAAGGAGAAGAAGAAAAGAAGGAAGAAGAAGGAGACAAGAAGGAAGGAGAAGGAGACAAGAAGGAAGGAGAAGAAGACAAGAAGGAAGGAGAAGAAAACAAGAAGGCGGGAGAAGUAAACAAGCAGGAGGGAGAUGAUAGCAAGAAGGACGCAGACGAUGCCACUAAUACGGAAGCCACUGUUACCGAUACAGAAGGUCGUAGUGAGCGGACUGAGACCACGGCUGGCACAGAGUCAGUGGCGGCUACCGACGUCACUGAGGGCACAGAACCGACGACCGUCGCCACUGAAACUACUGCUGCGCCAUCAGAAGGCGAGCAACCCCAGCCGAAUCCUGAGGAUCCAGAACCAGAACCACUAGAGGAGAUACUCCAGGAGUUCCACUCGGACGUGUCCAUAGAGGGUGAGGAGUACAUCCCGCCUCCCGGCCUGUUCAUACCGGGGCUCUACACGCCGGGCAAUCACCUGGCUAGGGCCAAUGGGUUGGCGUUCUUCUAUCCUAAGUACAUCUCACGCAUAGCGCCCAUAGAGUCGGAGAAGCUGCCGCCGCACGUGCUGGUGAUGUUCCCGGUGGAGCGCCGCGCCGAGCUGCAGGACCUAUUAGAGACGUAUAAGGACGAGAUACUUAAUAUUGGAGUGUUCGCGGUGGAGAACGACCUGUCGCAGGCGGAGCACGUGGCCUACUCAAUCCGGCAGUACAACAAGAUGGACCGGCCCAUGAAACACAAGGAGCGCGUGGCGCUGAUGGUAUCAGCAGCGCGCAGCCUGCCGCUGCUGCAGCUGGGCGCGCGCGGCCCGGUCUACCUCAGCGGCGACGCGAGCGCCGGCGAGCGGGACUGUCUGCGCAUGUUCCCUGUCGGCUAUGGGGAUGGAUUUGUGGAUGAGGAGGCGGAUGAGGUGGAGAUCACGGCGCCACCACCGCCCUCGGCUCCGGAAUCUGAACCUGGGACUGAGGCGCUGCCACCGCUCUCGGCUCCGGAAUCCGAGCCUGGGACUGAGGCGCCACCACCGCUCUCAGCUCCGGAAUCCGAACCUGGGACUGAGAUGGUGGCUGAAACAGUUCCGUCACGAAAGAGCAGCAAAGAAGAUAAAGAUGCUACUAAGUUAGAAGACGCUCCGAAAACCGAAGAUGAAAAAGGAGCUGAAUUACCUGGUGAAGUAGCGAAGACUGAAGGUGAACCCAAACCGGAACAACCUCUCGAUGACAUAAAAGUAGAGGAUACAACUAUACAAGAUAAAGUUAAAUCGGCAGAUAAAAUUGUUGAAAAGAAACCCUCUCUAGAUAACAAGCCAGAUGUAACUAAUGAUGAAAAGGUUGUUGACGAAAAAACAGAAGGUGAAAAACCAGUCGUAGCAGAAGAUACAACAGUAAUAGAAAAAGUAAAGGUGGAGGAAGAUCAGAAAAUAGAGGAAAAGGUAUCCAUCGAUAAAAAUAUGGGUGAUACGAAGAUAGAUGAUGCUGACAAGAAACAUGAGGAGAAAAAAGUCGAAGAUGCUGUAAUAGAAGAAGGUCCAAAAGGCGAUGAAGCUAAACCUGAAAGGAAAAAAUAUAAAGGUCGACACGUCAAGAUUUUUAAGUAGACCGGCAGAUGUUAUACUAUUUCAGAUAAUAACUAGAUUAUCGUUAAUAAAGUGAUAACUAAUUUGAGAA